AAUGAUAUCAAAAUUCAGAUAAUUCACACAAGUCACAUUGAUUUAACCAUUUUCAAAUACGCAAAUUCUAAAACCACAUGCACCAAAACCUCAACCGAAUUACACAAUUCCGACAGGAACAAAACAAAAAGAGCAAACCCGUAAAUUUGUUGUACAAGAAGAUGAAGAAAACGAACCUGUUCUGGUUUGUGGCCGGUUACGAUGAAUCGGUUUCGAGAAAAGUGAUAAAAUUCCGGUACGGUAGCUUCGGUUCCGGAGGGGAGGAAACUGGAACCAGCCGGAGACGGAGGUUUCCGAUGAACGGAGGAGAGAAUCGGAGAAAGAUAAGAGAGAUGCAAUGUUUGGGAGAAAUUGACCCGGCCCGAUUAGGGUUUGCAGAAAUAGGUUUGGCAGCUUUUUUCUGGUUUAUGACCUAUAAAUCUGGCAUAUCUUUAUUAUGA
This is a messenger RNA of Capsella rubella, 440 nucleotides long. RefSeq lists its product as uncharacterized. The record is from RefSeq and is a predicted model, not a curated record. Lineage: Eukaryota; Viridiplantae; Streptophyta; Magnoliopsida; Brassicales; Brassicaceae.